Punica granatum (pomegranate) is the source of this 864-nucleotide messenger RNA. The record is from RefSeq and is a predicted model, not a curated record. NCBI's taxonomy places the organism in Eukaryota, Viridiplantae, Streptophyta, Magnoliopsida, Myrtales, Lythraceae.
AUGGCAGUGCUGUUGCCGACUGAUCCCUCUCCAUCGACUGUUUCUCUAUCUCUCACCGCACUGACAUCCCUCUCCAUCCGCGAAAUUGAGGAUGCAGAGCAGUUGCCUGUGGAAUUGUUUCAGUCUCUCCAGUCUCUUGAAAUCGGGGAUUGCCCACGUUUGAAAGCACUCCCUCUGGGGGCAGUCCUCCGAUCCAUAUCCACCCUUGAGACGCUGAUAAUUUCUGAUUGCCCAGAGCUUGAUUUAUCCACCGAGAAUGAUGGCGACGACGACGAUGGUGGUAAUGCUGAAGGCAUGACCGAUCUUUUGCAGCUACAGGGCCAUCAUAAACUUCGCCAUCUAACUAUCAAAGGAAUUCAUAAGGCGGAGUGUUUGCCUGGGUGGUUCCAGUACCUCUCCAAUCUCCAAAGUUUAACCAUUGGAAAUUGCGAGGGCUUGAAAUCUCUUCUGCCUGUAAGACUGAGUCUUCCGCUUCUCACCACCCUCGACUCGUUGGUGCUAUACAUCUGUCCAGAACUUGACUUAUCAAUAGGGGAGUCAGAAGACAUGCCGAUGGCGGCUUAUUCUCAGUUCACUAAACUCCGCAAUUUGGUAUUCUACGACAUAAAAAAAAUGGCGGCUUAUUCUCACCUCACUAACCUUGAAGAUUUACGCAUCCAAUGCUGCAAUAAUCUGAAGGCUUUGCCUGAGUGGUUUCCCAAUCUCACCUCACUCAAAUAUCUUGUGAUUGUUAACUGUGGGGAGGAGCUGACAAGAAGGUGCCAAGGGAAAAACGGAGGAGGAGAGGACUGGCCUAAGAUUUCUCACAUCCCGCAGCUCGUGGUUGUUCGCGCUGACUUGAAUGGGCACCUCAAGUCUCUAUGA